This is a messenger RNA of Salmo salar (Atlantic salmon), 3730 nucleotides long. Its product is annotated as sarcalumenin. Gene Ontology annotation, molecular function: GTP binding; ATP binding; metal ion binding. Lineage: Eukaryota; Metazoa; Chordata; Actinopteri; Salmoniformes; Salmonidae. The record is from RefSeq and is a predicted model, not a curated record.
CUGGUAGAAGGGGGAGGCCUCUGGCAGCCAAAAUGAAGCCUCUACAGGUCUCUGUGUCCUGCUUGCUCUCCCUGCUUGUCCUGGUCGCUGCAGACCUAGUGGUGGAGGCCUCCAGCCCCGAUGAGCUGCAUCUCCACGUGCCACUCUCCUGUGACCUCUCCUGUGACUCCACAGAUGACAAUGGAGGCCAAAGCUCCUCCAACGACACCCCGGCCCCAGGCUCCGUGUGUCAGUCCUGUAACCCCCCACGAAGCCUUGCUACACCGGCCGAAGAGGAGCCCCUAGCCUCCACAGAGGAGGUUCCCAUGGAGGAGAUGGCGAGCGAGGAGGAGGAGGCUGCAUCUGAGGAGGUGGUAGCUGAGGAAGAAUCUGUGGAGUCUGCAGAGACUUCAGAGGAGAUCCAAGCAUCAGAGGAGAGAGUGGAGGAAGCUCCCUCGUCUGAAGAGCAAGAACUGGAGGAAGCUGCCUCGUCUGAAGAAGAAGUAGUGGAGGAAGCUCCCUCGUCUGAAGAGGAAGAACUGGAGGAAGCUGCCUCGUCUGAAGAAGAUGUAGUGGAGGAAGCUCCCUCGUCUGAAGAAGAGGUUGUAGAGGAGGUUGAGGUAGAACAUGAAGCUGAGGAAGAACAGGUUGUAAAGGAAGAGGAAGCAGUUGAGGAAGCUGUGGCCAUGGAGGAGGAAGUGGAGGUAGUUGAAGAGGAAGUAGAGGAAACAAUAGAAGAACCUGCAGUAGAGGAACCUGUUGUUGAGGAGGUAACGAUUGAGGAGGUUGCUGAGGAAGCAGUAGAGGAAGCAGUAGAGGAGGCAGUAGAGGUAGUAGUAGAGGAGGCAGUAGAGGAGGCAGUAGAGGAAGCAGUAGAGGAGGCAGUAGAGGUAGUAGUAGAGGAGGCAGUAGAGGAAGCAGUAGAGGAGGCAGUAGAGGAAGCAGUAGAGGAGGCAGUAGAGGAGGCAGUAGAGGAAGCAGUAGAGGAGGCAGUAGAGGAAGCAGUAGAGGAAGCAGUAGAGGAAGCAGUAGAGGAGGCAGUAGAGGAAGCAGUAGAGGAAGCAGUAGAGGAGGCAGUAGAGGAAGCAGUAGAGGAGGCAGUAGAGGAAGCAGUAGAGGAGGCAGUAGAGGAAGCAGUAGAGGAAUCAGUAGAGGAAGCAGUAGAGGAGGCAGUAGAGGAAGCAGUAGAGGAAGCAGUAGUAUUAGUGUCUGAACCUGUGGUGGAACCCAAGCUGGUUGAAUCCGAGCCAGAACCUGUGGUGGAACCUGAAGUGGUUGAGCCCGAGCCAGAGAUGGUGGUCGAGGAGGUGGCUCCAGAACCAGAGCCUGUUGUAGAGGAAGCUGCUCCGGAACCUACUCCGGAACCUGCGGAAGCCGCUCCAGAACCUGUAGAAGCAGGUGAGGUGGUUGUGGAGGCAGUGAAGGAGGAGGAGCUGGUGGAGGUGGUGGCAGCUGUUUUGGAGGAGGAAGCAGUGGUGGAAGAGGAGGCACCUGUUGUUGUUGUUAAGGAGGAGGCGACUGUUGUUGAGGAGGCGCCUGUUGAGGAUGUGACAGUGGAGGAUGCACCAGCAAAGGCAGAAGCACCAGCAAAAGUGGUGGAGGAGGCAGCAAAGCUCAGAGACCACUCUCACAUCGAUGAGAUGCUCCAAUUGGUUUCUGCCGAACCCUCGCCUGAGUUCGCAGCUGCUAUGAAGAAGCUGCAGCACAUCUACCACUCAGCCAUCAAGCCCAUGGAGACGGCCUACAAGUACAAUGAGCUCAGAGCUCACGAGGUCACAGAUGGAGAGAUCACCUCCAAGCCCAUGGUACUGUUCCUGGGACCCUGGUCUGUAGGCAAAUCCUCCAUGAUCAACUACCUGCUGGGCGUGCACGGUACCCCACAACAACUUUACACAGGUGCUGAGCCCACUACAUCUGAGUACACAGUGGUGAUGCAUGGUGACAAGUUCCGCUCGGUGGAGGGCAUCGUGAUGGCAGCCGACAGCUCCAGGUCCUUCUCCCCUCUGGAGAAGUUUGGCCAGGGGUUCCUGGAGAGGCUGGUGGGGAUUGAGAUGCCCCAUAAACUGUUGGAGAGAGUCACCCUGGUGGACACGCCUGGGAUUAUUGAGAACCGCAAGCAGCAGGAGAGAGGCUACCCCUAUAGCGAGGUGUGUCAGUGGUUCAUUGACCGUGCUGACCUCAUCUUCCUGAUGUUUGACCCCACCAAGUUGGACGUGGGCGGGGAGCUGGCGACACUGUUCAAACAGAUGAAGGGCCGAGAGUCCCAGAUCCGCAUCAUCCUGAACAAGGCAGACAGCCUGUCCUCCCAGGACCUGAUGCGUGUCUACGGCGCCCUGUUUUGGUCCAUGGCUCCUCUCAUCAACGCCACAGAGCCUCCCCGGGUCUACGUCAGCUCCUUCUGGCCCACAGAAUACGCAGCCGACACCAGCCGAGAGCUCUUCAUACGGGAGGAGAUCUCACUGCUCGAAGACCUCAACCAGGUAAUUGAGAACCAGCUGGAGAACAAGAUAGCCUUCAUCCGCCAGCACGCCAUCCGGGUCAGGAUCCACGCCCUGCUGGUAGAUCGCUACCUCCAUACAUACCACGAGAAGCUGGGCUGGUUCAGCGACCCCGACGAGGUGUUCAGGGACAUCGUCUCAGACCCUGACAAGUUCUACAUCUUCAAGUCCAUCCUGGCCAAGACCAAUGUGAGCAAGUUCGACCUGCCAGACAAAGAGGCCUACCAGGACUUCUUUGGCAUCAACCCUCCAUCAGGCUUUAAACAGCUGUCCUCCCUCUGUUCCUGGUCGUCAGGCUGUCUGAUUGACAAGAUAGAGAAAGCUAUCACUGUGGAGCUCCCUGCCCUACUGAUUAGCCUGGGCAAGAAAGACAGUCCAACUCCAGCCAAGGCCGCCCCAGCCCCUCCACCCCCACUGCCUGAGGCAAAACCCAAGAACCGCUGGCGAAAGGUUUGAGGAGGAGAGAUGAAGAGAGGGAUGGAUAAAGAGAAGAGGACGGGGAGUAAAGGAAGGAAGAAAAUAAGGAGGGAGGCCGAAGCCAGAGGCUGUACUGGGGUGACUCCACUUCUGAGUUUGUCUGGACUGGACACGGGGAAGAGAGGAGAGAGGGAUGGGGUGGAGGAUGGGUGGAGGAUAGGAAAUAUGUACAGCUGGGGAAAAAGGGGGAUUGAAGCCACAUGAAGCAAAUGGGAACCUUGCAGGCCCAUUAGAAGUAAUCCAACUAGAGAAAAAAAACGGAAACAAGUUUUUCAACUAUUUAAAUCAGAGACUCUUAUCUUCCUAAGUGUUAUUAUUUAACUCCGAACGAAAACAGGGAAAUAUAAACAAGAGUUUGUUUUAUUUCUGUUUGUUUGCCAGUUUGUUUAUUUUAUUUAUUCAAGUUUUUCUCUUCUUCUUCAUCCGUAGACAAGGAGGAGAAAUACCAGCGAUCAGUUACAGCAUAAUAUUCUAUUCUAUUGUCUUUAUUGUCAUUUCAAAAGUGUCUGGAUUUCUGUGCUCUUUACCAGCAGUCAGUUACAGCAUUCUUCUAUUGUAUUGUAUUUUAUUGUCUUUAUUGUAAUUUCUAAACUACAGGUUAUCUUCGUUGUCAGUGCAGUAUGUCAUUGCUGUGUAAGAACGCAUUUGUACAUUGAUGCCAGUUAAAUGGGCUGUAGCCUUCUCUUCCUGUUGUUAUAGCUUUGCCUCAAUAUGCUGCAUGUCAAAGUGUCAUUAAAGUUGUAUUUUAUCCUUGUAGCUUCAGAUCCCAUUGACAA